Betta splendens (Siamese fighting fish) is the source of this 1353-nucleotide messenger RNA. It is a transcript of the gene psma6l, whose product is annotated as proteasome 20S subunit alpha 6, like. Gene Ontology annotation, biological process: ubiquitin-dependent protein catabolic process. The transcript is spliced from 7 exons. Gene Ontology annotation, cellular component: proteasome core complex; proteasome core complex, alpha-subunit complex; cytosol. The coding region runs from base 211 to 951 and encodes 246 amino acids. The record is from RefSeq and is a predicted model, not a curated record. NCBI's taxonomy places the organism in Eukaryota, Metazoa, Chordata, Actinopteri, Anabantiformes, Osphronemidae.
CGCGGCUCCGACCCAGCGACAAAUGAAAGAGAAACUAAAGGUCUGUCAGGGAAGUGGCUCCAUUAUCCCGCAGAUCGCACCGUAGCAGCUCGGACAAUGCUCGCUCCUCAAACGUGAGCGCGUGAAGCAGCGGCACCGUCGAGUCUUCCGUCAGAAACCAACACGAGAAAAGUGCGCCCGAAGUUCGCCCGAGGUCACGACGGGGCGACCAUGUCGCGCGGCUCGAACGCGGGUUUCGACCGACACAUCACCAUAUUUUCGCCGGAGGGCCGCCUCUACCAAGUCGAAUAUGCCUUCAAAGCCAUCUCCCAGAACGGCCUGACCACCGUGGGGGUCCGCGGGUGCGACAGCGUGGUGGUGGUCACGCAGAAGAAAGUGCCCGACAAGCUGCUGGACUCGUCCACCGUCACCAACAUGUUCAAACUGACCCCUCGCAUCGGCUGCGCGAUGACCGGACACAACGCCGACAGCCGUUCCCAGGUCCACCGGGCGCGGGUGGAGGCCGGCGAGUGGAAGUACAAGUUUGGCUAUGACAUCACGGCCGACGUGCUGUGUCGCAGGCUGGCGGACAUCUCCCAGGUUUACACUCAGAACGCUGAAAUGAGACCUCUGGGCUGCUGUAUGAUCAUGGUGGCUGUGGACCCCACGCAGGGCCCGGUCCUGUAUAAGUGUGACCCGGCGGGCUACUACUGUGGCUUCAGAGCCACCGCAGUCGGGGCCAAGCAGACGGAGGCUAACAGCUACCUGGAGAAGAAACUGAAGAAGAAGCCGGAGCUGAGCCACGACAAGGCAGUACAGUUGGCCAUUUCCUGUUUGUCCUCUGUCCUGUCCUUGGAUUUCAAGUCCAGCGAGCUGGAGAUCGGCGUGGUGACCAAAGACAAGCCAAAGUUCAGGACAUUGUCCGAGGCAGAGAUAGAAGUCCACCUCGUUGCUAUUGCUGAACGGGAGUAGAGGUGCAGUCGCCCGUGAGCCUCUGAUGCUUCGUGGCGUUCCGUUUUCAGCGCGUUAGAAACAGUCUAAACUCCAGAUGGUCACUGGAUUUCGCUUGCGUCCAUAAAACUUAGCCAAGCACAAUCAGAAUCAGAGAACAUGACAGAACAUCACAACCUAUGAAGGCUUAGCACAGGCCCAACACACCAUCCUUAUACUGAAACAUAUUUCUAGAGUCAAAGAGUUGUUUCCCUGCUUAUUCUUCUUGUUCAGAUGUGAGUAUUUGUCAUACAGCUUAUUUAUACUGUAUCUUAACACCACUGUUUUCAUCUACACGUGUAAAAUGAAAAUAAAAUUUCACAUCUUUCUCAUCUUUGGCCACUUCAAAACUACUGUCAUUAAAAAUCAAUCAAUUAAAACUUU